GCAGUGUGCGGCGCCCACCUCCGCGCCCUGGUGCGCACGCAGGAGCUCUCGCACGCGCAGUUCGGGGACGCCCCGUAUCCGGGGGGCAGCGACUGCCGCUGGGUGCUGGCGGCCGAGCCGGGCUACGGGGUGGAGCUGAUCUUCCAGAGCUUCGAGGUGGAGGAGGAGGCGGAUUGCGGCUACGAUUUCCUGGAGCUCUUCGACGGAGCCGACGACACCGCGCCGCGCCUCGGCCGCUUCUGCGGCUCCGGGCCCCCGAGCCGCUGUACUCAGCCGGAGAUGCGGUGCUGCUGCACUUCCACUCUGAUGACACCAUCAACAAGAAGGGUUUCCACCUGCGCUACACCAGCACCAAAUUCCAGGACACGCUGCAUGCCAGGAAGUGACGGCAGCCCGCAGCCCCCGAGGGGGGGCAGAUGGACGGGAAUGGGGGGGGGGCGGCCAGGGAGCUCCAAACCCACA
This is a messenger RNA of Meleagris gallopavo (turkey), 462 nucleotides long. The record is from RefSeq and is a predicted model, not a curated record. NCBI's taxonomy places the organism in Eukaryota, Metazoa, Chordata, Aves, Galliformes, Phasianidae.